CGUUCGGCAGAGGGUGCGCUCCCUUUCUCCGACUGCGUGAUACUGCAGUGUACGUGUGUGUGAGAUCUGCCUUGCUCGGGAACUAAGUCUGGUAUUCUAAAAAAAAAAAAAUUUAAAUUAACAAACAAGAUAGGAGCGUAAUAUUGUGGUUACGAGAAUGCGGUCCCGGGGGUGUAAGAUUAUAAAUUACAGAGGAUUACUUGCCAAUUCGUCCAGUACUACCCUUUUGUGACCGGGCGGGCGGAAUCGGAGAAGACAGCCCGGGGCCGGGAUGCGCGGGCUGCAAACUUAAUGAAGCUUUACGCCCUUUCAUAUCAGGAGGCGAGCACCUCCAGAAAAUGGUGAAGUCUCGCUUAAGGAGACCGUCCCCGCCGCGCUCCUGACAACGUUUGCAGGGACUGCAUAUGUGUCUCUUUCGUUUGGCAAGCCUUUAUCUAAUUGUGGGUGGACAGCACAGAGCCGUCGUUACUCUGAAUUUGUCCUCAUAUCGCAAUGCACUUAUCUUUCCUAGCUCAGCGCAUUUGGGGGGAUCCUUUAAAAAUGAGAUGGACUGCAAGACGAGGAUAGGCUACUAAUGCACGGAAAUUAUUUUCAAAAGAAGAAAGGAAUAUUACCCAAAAUUCAAAACGAUAUAAAGUUUGCGUGUGGGGAGAGGAGAAAGAAAAACGUAGGUUCUUUUUUCAGCCGUAAUUACACGAAUUCAUACAUGGUUCUUUUUACGGGAAAUACAAGAUGCAUCUGUACGAAUGUUAACUUUUUAUACUUUUCCCCCAACUGGUAAGAGAAACUACCAUAUUUCUCUAUUUCUCUUUUAUACCAUUAUUUCCUUCCUAUGAAGACAGUCGUGAUAGGCUUUCAAGGAGUGGAGUUUGACGAUACAGAGCUCCGAAGCAUCAUAUAUAUCUUAGCACUUUUUGCGUUAUCUAUAGGAUAAAAUCAUCGCCGUUAAACACAUCUGAUAGAAAUUUUGCUGCAUUUCCUUGCGUCUCGAACUGAAAGCUUUCCUAAGAAUGGGUCCCUAAAGCAACAAGCGACGCCGGAGAAUGUGACGCCGGGAUGAGGUGCGCGCAGUUUGGCUGAAGAUCUCUCCACUUAUUUUUUGUAUAUCCUUUCCAGCUAUUUGAUAACAGCAAUAAGUAGCUAUUCCAAUGACCUCGGAUCGAAAACAUUUGCAUUGCUUAUAACGAUACCUAAGCACCUUUGUGUCCCGAGGUUUUAGUAAGUGGCUGCGAAGAAAGGACUGUGGUGAUGGCCAUGACCAGUUUAAGAAUUAACCGGAGAGCGUUUUGGGUGACGGCGACGCUCUUAGGAUUGACACUUUCGCAGGAAAUUUAUGCUCCCCAUUCAAUCAGAGUAGAAGGGGAUUUGACCUUGGGGGGACUUUUUCCCGUGCACACCCGGGGUUUAAACGGGCUGCCUUGCGGCGAUUUAAAGAAGGAGAACGGCAUCCUGAGACUGGAGGCUAUGAUGUACGCGUUGGACCAGAUUAACAGCGAUGACGAGAUUUUGCCCAAUAUCACCCUAGGUGCGCGAGUGUUAGACACGUGUUCGAGGGACACCUAUGCCCUGGAGCAGUCCCUUACUUUCGUGCAGGCGCUUAUACAAAAGGACACCUCGGAUGUGAGGUGCACCAACGGUGAGCCUCCAGUGUUUGUCAAGCCCGAGAAAGUGGUGGGAGUGAUCGGCGCCGCGUCCAGCUCCGUGUCCAUCAUGGUAGCAAACAUUUUGCGUCUCUUUCAGAUUCCACAAAUCAGCUACGCUUCCACCGCCCCGGAGCUGAGCGACGACCGACGCUACGACUUCUUCUCCCGUGUGGUGCCCCCCGACUCAUAUCAGGCCCAGGCGAUGGUGGAUAUCGUGAAGGCCAUGGGAUGGAACUACGUGUCUGCAGUGGCUUCCGAGGGCAACUACGGCGAAAAAGGGGUGGAAGCUUUCAUGCAGCUCUCUCGCGAAGCAGGCGGCAUCUGCAUGGCUCAGUCCCUCAAAAUCCCAGCCGGCUACAAGCAGGCCGACUUCGACAAGAUAAUACGGCAGCUGCUGGAGACACGGCAGUCCCGGGUCGUCGUCGUCUUCGCCAGUGACCUGGACAUUCAAGAGAUUCUCAAUGCAACCAAGAGAGCAAAUCUGGUUGGACACUUCCUCUGGAUUGGAUCCGACAGCUGGGGAGCAAAGCAGAGUCCCAUUUCCCAACUGGAGGAUGUUGCUGUGGGAGCCAUCACCAUUCAGCCCAAAAGAUCCACCAUCGAAGUACCUGUGGAAGUACUGAAGAAGGAGACAUCUGAUGCUUGUUGUGAAAAGCCAGGGGUCUGGAGUAAACGACAGAUCAGAUUGCUGCAUUUUGGGACUCUUUACAGCUCCAGUAGAGCACUUAACUCGGCCCGAGUCGAUUGUCUGACCCAAAUUUCUGUUGUUCUUUUUUUUUUUAAAGGAACUCACCUAUAUAUCAAGAACCCAGGGGACAAGGGCCAAGUGGAACAUGUUGUUAAUGAAGAUAAUAAUACGUGUCACCUGACUCUUUCCCUAGUGCAACGAAGUGUGGCCACAGCGCCUGGCACCCCCCAACAGAUACACGGAUUUGACACCUACUUCACCUCCCGCACCCUGGAAAACAACCGCAGGAAUGUGUGGUUUGCUGAGUUCUGGGAGGAGAACUUCAACUGUAAGCUGAUGAGCUCUUCCAAGAAAGAGGACACCAGUCGCAAAUGCACAGGCCAGGAGCGAAUCGGCACCGACUCGUUUUACCAGCAGGAUGGGAAGGUGCAGUCCGUGAUCGACGCGGUGAACGCCAUGGCCCACGCCCUGCACAACAUGCAGAAGGACCUCUGCCCUGACCUCUCUGGCGUGUGUCCUGAGAUGGAGCAAGCUGGGGGCAAGAAGCUGCUCAAGUACAUCCGCAAUGUCCGCUUCAAUGGCAGCACAGGCUCUCCCGUGACGUUCAACAAGAACGGCGAUGCCCCGGGACGCUACGACCUGUUCCAGUACCAGGCGGGCAGCAACAUCUCCGGAGGUUACCGGCUCGUCGGCCAAUGGAUGGACUCGCUGCAGCUCAGCAUGGAUGACCUUCAGUGGCCCAGCGGAGAGUCUGAGGUCCCACUCAGCGUGUGCAGCCUGCCCUGCAGGAUGGGCGAGCGGAAGAAGGUGGUGAAAGGCGUUCCCUGCUGCUGGCACUGCGAGCCCUGUGACGGGUACCAGUACCAGCACGACGAAAUCUCCUGCAAGCUCUGUUCCUACAACAUGCGGCCCAACCCCAACAGAACCGGCUGUGAGCCCAUUCCAAUCAUCAAACUGGAAUGGCAUUCCCCUUGGGCGGUCAUUCCCGUCUUCCUGGCCAUACUGGGUAUCACAGCUACUAUAUUCGUCAUGGCCACCUUUAUCCGGUACAAUGACACCCCCAUAGUGCGAGCCUCAGGUCGGGAGCUGAGCUACGUGCUGUUGACGGGGAUCUUCCUCUGUUACAUCAUCACCUUCCUCAUGAUCGCCAUGCCCGACGUGGCCGUCUGUUCCUUCCGCCGCAUUUUCCUUGGCCUAGGAAUGUGCAUAAGCUACGCGGCGCUGCUCACCAAGACCAACCGCAUCUACCGCAUCUUCGAACAGGGCAAGAAGUCCGUGGCUGCCCCCCGGCUGAUCAGUCCCACCUCCCAGCUGGCCAUCACAUCUAGUCUCAUAUCUGUCCAGCUCAUGGGGGUCCUCAUUUGGUUCGGGGUUGACCCCCCCAACAUUAUCAUUGACUACGAUGAACAGAAGACCAUGAAUCCCAGUCAAGCCAGGGGGGUGUUAAAGUGUGAUAUCACAGACCUGCAAAUAAUCUGCUCUCUUGGAUACAGCAUUUUGCUGAUGGUGACGUGUACGGUGUACGCUAUCAAAACACGAGGGGUUCCAGAGGACUUCAACGAAGCCAAGCCCAUUGGCUUCACCAUGUACACCACCUGCAUCGUCUGGCUUGCCUUCAUCCCCAUAUUUUUUGGCACGGCCCAGUCGGCAGAGAAGCUGUACAUCCAGACCGCCACGCUCACCAUCUCCAUGAACCUCAGCGCGUCCGUGGCCCUGGGACUGCUCUACAUGCCCAAGGUCUACAUCAUAAUCUUCCACCCAGAGCUCAACGUCCAAAAGAGGAAACGCAGCUUCAAGGCGGUCGUCACGGCAGCGACUAUGACAUCACGGCUCGCCCACAAGCCCAGCGAGCGACCCAAUGGGGAAGCCAAGACAGAGCUGUGCGAGAAUGUAGAUGCUACCAGUCCGGCUGCAAAGAAAAAGUAUGUGAGCUACAACAACGUUGUGAGCUAAAGUGACUUUGUCAAAGGAUUAAAGUGUUGAGGCUUUACCUCCUGCUGCCGGACAAGAAGCAGCGUAGGACCCCAGCGGGGCGUGGCCUACUCAGCUCACAAGAUUGGUUUGUGUUCAUUUCUUUCUCUUUUCAUUUGCUAUUGUGUUUCCACAUGCAGGAGGAAAUGGCUGGUCAUAAUGUUAGCAAAGUAAAAAAUUAUACAGUAUAAUAAGGAGAAGUCAAACAUGCAGAGAUAAAAGGGUCUCCGCUCAAAUAUAAAGUGGAAAGUGGGGGUGGAUGGUGCAGAACAAGGUGCAGAUGAUGACCAGUGUUACAGCCAUGCUGCCAUCAGAGCCGUGUCCAGUGGUCGGAGUCGCGGUUGUGACACUCACGCUGAACAGCGCCUUCUCCCACAAAGGCUGUGCUGAUGUCACAGAGACAGUUCUGCUUAACUGUACUUACAAACCACAAGAUUUCCAACCUCGCUGUGAAAUGUACACGUUUUUUUUUUUUUUUUUUACUUUACAUUAUUUUAGCCAUUUUAUUUCCAUAUGAACACAUUAUUAAAGCCGUGCUCACCUGCUGGAAAUAGUAAUUCUAUUCUUUUUAAAAAUGAAUAUUUAUGUUAGGAAAUUGAGAACUAUGUAUGCUGCAUAGUCGUGUCAGGGUAAUAAAGGGUACAUUAAUCUUAAAAUGUGUUUCCACGGACCUCAGAAAACUUCGUUUCAUUCAGUGCACUCCCGUCAGCUUCACGUAGUACAGUUCUGCAAACGAAACACUCCACAGUGUUCAGCUAGCAUGUGUCUACGCAUGGCUGUUUAAGUUCAAUGUGAAAAUAAAGUUUAAGUACUCACAUGGCUUUGACAUCAGCCAGAUAAGGGUAAACCUAUUGUUUUCACUUUAUUUAUUGUUUCAGUUGUUACUUUAAUUUCCUAGGAGUUUCUUACUGACUCAUUACAAUGAGAAAAUGUAAAAUUAAGUUUAUUUCUAUAUUAAAAAUGAAAGCAUGUAUGUUUUCUACUGUUGUUCUAAGUAUGUUCAUGUUUAUGUGCCUGGUCUGUGAAAGAGGUUUCAGUUUGACUGAUCAUGCAAGUGUAUUGUGGUUUUGUCCAACCAUGUGUAAACAUGAAAUAAAGCCAUUUUGUUAUAUUUUAUAUUCCCAGCAAAAAAGAAACUAAGAUGUAAAACUGUCAGUUUGUUGGUAGGUUUGUUUUACAGUGUUCUUAAGUGAGAAGUAUGGGGGACAAACUACUGGAACAAACAGGUCAUUUAUGUGUUGUAUGAUAUCUAUGAUUGUGAAACUCACCAACCAGUGACAGGUAAUAUUAAUUAGUAUGACAAUUCGUUAUGGUAUUGAUUCUGUUUAGGAUCUUUGGCUAUGGUUUCGUUUGUUUUUGAGUCACACAUUUUCAGUUCACAAAAAAUGAUUACAUUGUAAAUUUCAAAUAGAAAUUAAAUAUCCAUUCUUCCAUCCAUACAUGCUUUAUAGCCAUCCAUUGUGCAAUAUCCAUUUAUCUAAUUUAGGCCACAAUGAUGUGGGAAAAAACCUCCCUUAUAGAUUGUUAGGCAGGGUAACCUGGGCAUGAUGCCAGUCCUUCUAGCAAAGUCAAAUUUCUUGUGCUUUAAAUCAAAAAUAAGGAAAUUAUCUCUUUCAUUAAACAAAUUAUCUAGAAUAUAUGAGACAGAAGCCCUUCUGUAACCACGGGCAAACACUGAUAAGCAUUCCUUAAGAAUAACAGAAUCACAAAAUAGCAAAACUAUACGCUGUGCAAUGUGCAAAAACACAAGUGAGUUUCAAAUGCGUUUAAUCUGCUUUUCAAUUAUUACAUCAUUAUUGCAGUUCCCUGGCGGUAUUUGAUGGUAAUUAAACAAAACUGAAAAAGGACUAUGACCCUGAAUGUCUAUUACUCCUCUUAUAGAGGUUUGGUGUAUUUUUCGACCUCCCUUAUACAGCUAUGAGACCCACCUAGCUGGCAUAAAACAGCCCUAAAACCCAUUCUGGCCUCACAUCAGGUGUUUGCAGGAUCUCACCUCCACCCCAUCUCCAUCUCUGUUUCCCUGUUUGAUGUCCUAAUGGAGGGGAUCAACAGCCUGGCCUUGACGGUCGGGUGUGAUUGCCUUCAGCUGACUUCAAGCCAAAGAUAGCAUGCUUCUGUUUGCACGAGCAUUUACAUACUGCAGCAACCAAAACUGUCGGGUAAAAAAAAUUAAAAAUCAAUCUAGUGAAAUACAUAAAAAUUAAUAGAAAUUAAUGCGUCCUAAAUCGGAUUGACUUAACUCUAGACAAGUGCAGAAUCCCUUUAAGAGGACAUUUACCAUUCCGAUUUCAGAUGCAAUCCCUUAAAUGGUUAUCUGCAGGCUUAUUCUGUGAGUCAGUGGCCUUCAAAUCUCUAAUAUAAAACUUAUGGAAAAGUAUUUUCGGUAAAAUCACUACAUUCAGAAUUAAUAUUGUAUAUCAUGUCUGCCUGAACAUGGAUUAGAUCAGAGAUCUAUAUGUAUAUUUUUCUGAAUUAACUUGAUAUUUGCCUGACUACUUUUAGUUUUUAAAGGGAUUAAGACGUAUGGAACACAAUGUGGUGUACAUAUUCAUGGCUCUCCGGCGAAUUGCAUGAACCAGAUCUUUAUAAUAUUGUUUGUUGGUAUUGACAUUCGCAAAUAAAUCUAUGUUUUUUAAAUUCAUGUUUAGGAAAUAAGUUCCCAUUGUUUGCACGAGUCAUUUAGCAGCACAGAUCUUGGAUACAGGUAUUGCCUUUUGGGACAGCGUGCGAUCGGGCAUAAUUGGUGAGUAGCGGCUUAUUCCAAAACGCCGCCUUAUAAGUUAUGUCAAGAGGAGUCUACGGAGGGUGGAUGUAUCUGAAAGCGGAUGGAUGGGAAGAAUGCGCUCCAUUGCCGGCAGACAUUCACGACGCGUGUGCUCAUCGGAUGUGACAGGGUGCCACAGUGAUGUGUAAAACUCCAGCACAGACGCCAGGACACACUGCCGAGCACUGAUGCAUUUAAAACGGACUAAAAGCAAUGCGAUCGACGGAAGACCGAGUGAUGAAAAACUCACGGACUAUUAAACAUCAAAACUGUGUAAGGAAGGAAUUAGAUACAAAACAAAACAAAAAGCUUCAGAAGAGUGUUAUUUUUUCCACGGUGUUGUUUUACGGAAGUGUGUAUUUAUCAGCCGAGCAAUCAAUUAAUCAACCAAUCAAUCCGUGUCUAGCAGAGAGCCCCUGACAAUAUAAUUGGCUCAGCGGGGAACAAGUGGUGGCCGCUCGCUUCUUUGUGCUGUGUUCGUUCCACAACUGCGGGGUUCAUUUUCUGCCAUUUGCUUUACACAGUUAAUGGUUGUGUGAUAAGUGGGUGAGACAGGAUGUUCUGUUUAGUGAAUGAGAGAGAGAGACAGACAGAGAAAGCGAGCGAGAGAGAGAGAGAGGAUGGGACUGAAAAAAGACAGACACCCAUGAGUCUAUCUCAAGGGCAGAAAGCGGUUGCAAUCUGGAGAGCACUUCCUUCCAUUCAACUCUACUCGUUUUGUAUAGAAAGCUCAGCAAAAGGCAUUUGGGGGGGGUUACCGUCAACUAUUUACAUACCAUUUGCUGAAGAUAGAUGAUUAAGUAAAAUAAAAGAUUGUUUUUUAAUUAAGUUAUAAAGUAGCACUCUUUCCACAACGCUGUUUAUGAACUGUUAACGAAGUGUUAGAUUUUUUUUUCUCCCCCGUCUUUCACUUCAAAGGUGCUUUGCUAUUGCCAUCUUGUGGCCAUGAGUGAGACUCAUGUGUCGAGUAUGAAUCACAGCCCCCACUAGGUGAGCCCUCCCGUGGGAGCGUCUUUCUCUGAAGGCCAGGAUCGUGAGUUGUUCUGCUGUGGACAAGCAUCACGAAAUUGUGUAACCAUGGAGGGAUAUUGCACUUUUAUUCACACACACACACACACACACACACACACACAGAAGUGUACUCAUGUCUUUGUGGGGACCGUCCAUUCAUUUCUAUUUCUAUGGGCAAAACCCUAAUCCCAACGA
This is a messenger RNA of Paramormyrops kingsleyae, 8272 nucleotides long. Lineage: Eukaryota; Metazoa; Chordata; Actinopteri; Osteoglossiformes; Mormyridae. The record is from RefSeq and is a predicted model, not a curated record.